AUGGCUAAUAGUCGAGGUUCCAAGCUAGUCCAGGAGGUACCUGCAGUCAUGAAUGAGAUUACUAAGUGGAUGACAAUGACUGGAGUUUCCAAGAAUGAGGUUUUACAUGAAGGUUGCAUCUGUUUCCACUUCUAUGCCUGUGAGGUUAAGGUCAAGAGCAAGUUUGAGACCAUCUCGCAUGGCCCAAAGUUCAGCUUCGAUACUGGACAAGUGGCCAAUGUUGCGGCAGAAACCAGAAAUCCAUUUACCCGUCCAGUCCCUAAUGAUACCACCGACAGCGGGUUGACGAUCAAUAAUGUAGAAAAAAAAAAACUCCAUCUACGGCAGCGGCCGUGGGGAAAAUUCGCGGCGGAGAUUCGAGAUCCGAACCGGAAGGGAGCGAGGAUUUGGCUCGGGACUUUCGACACCGCCUUGGAGGCUGCCAAGGCGUACGAUCGAGCGGCGUUCAAGCUGCGGGGAAGUAAGGCUAUAUUGAAUUUUCCUCAUGAGAUUGGGCAUCUGCCGGAAUCUGACACACCGGUGGAGAAUCGCCGGAAAAGACGUAGAGGAGGUGACGCUGAGGAGAGAGAGGGAGUGGUGGUGGUGAAGAGAGAGAAAGUGCCGGAAUCUGACGUCAAGACGGAGUGUGUUUCUACUGUUUGUCCGUUGACGCCGUCAAGUUGGACGUUUUGGGACUGUGCAGAAAUGAAGGGGAUAUUUGACGUCCCUCCGUUAUCGCCGUUAUCACCCCAUCCUUCACUUGGAUAUUCACAGCUCAUGGCAUUUGAGGAAGCAAUAGCUGAACUUGAUACUUUAGGUGAAGAAUCAUACAAGGACAGCACUCUCAUCAUGCAACUGCUAAGGGACAAUCUGACUCUUUGGACUUCAAACAUGCAAGACCAGAUAGAUGAAUCCUAA
Camellia sinensis is the source of this 897-nucleotide messenger RNA. The record is from RefSeq and is a predicted model, not a curated record. NCBI's taxonomy places the organism in Eukaryota, Viridiplantae, Streptophyta, Magnoliopsida, Ericales, Theaceae.